CAGAAAUUUUGCCUGUGUCAGAAGUGUGAGGGAAAAUGGAUUCCCAGAUCAACUUUCUACCACCAUGAAAGACAGUAUGUGAAAAGUAUUAGUGCCCCGAUAGUACCAAAAUUCCCAUAUGAUGAGGCUAUUUUCACAGAUUGCAGAUUCCAGCAGCCAUUAUUUGAAGGAUCAACAACUAGCGUUUUAGAUGCAGUGACAAAACACAUGUACAUAUUUAGUAUGAACCAUGGCAUGUCAAAAUCAGCAGUGUCGGAUUCCUUGGCCUGUGAAAAGUCAUCACUUCCACAACCUAAUUGCCUGCCACAGUCAUUCCGAGAAGCCAAAGAUUUCAUAUCGCCACUCCUGAUGCCUCUUGAGAAGUAUGAUGCCUGCGUCAAUGACUGCAUACUUUACAGAGACUUAAAAGACAAAGAAUAUUCCAGUUUGCAGAAUUGCCCUAUCUGUGGUGAACCAAGGAAAAAGAGAGGAGUUGUGCAGAAGAAAUACACUUACAUGCCUUUAGGACCAAGACUGAGUCGCUGGUUUGGGACUUCUAACUUGUGUAAAUUGCUUUAUUCAAAUAGAGGAGUCUCUGCAAAUGGAAAUCUAAGAGACUUUACCGAUGGCAAAGUGUACAAGUCCUGGUUCGAAACUGGAGGGGUCUUCCAAGGACAGCAGGAAUGGCAUACAGUUCCAUUGUCCCUAUUCACAGAUGGAGUCAAUCCUAAUAAACACAUGACCAGUCAGAAAUCCAUGUGGCCUCUCAUUCUGACGUGGAUCAACCUACCAUUUGAAAUUCGCCAACUUUUAGGACCUAUGCUGUUGGUAGGAGUAAUUCCCAGUGGAAUUAACGGCAGUGAGCCAAAGUCCCUGGAGCCAUAUCUAGAACUUCUAAUUGAUGAACUUCUAUCACUUUCGGAAUUCACACUGUACAAUGCGUAUGAAAUGGCACCGAUGAAUGUGAAAGUGGCAUUACUUCAGUACCUGUGUGAUAUUCCAGCAUAUUCCAAAGUGUUUCAUCUGUCUGGACAUGGUGCACUGAGAUCUUGUCCGUACUGCCGAGAUGUAGGAGAGUAUUGUAAACAUCUGCACAAGACUAUCCAUCUCUCAAAUCGUAGGUUUCUAGAUUCGAAUCAUCCCCUGAGGUCUGAGGAUGGCUUUGGUAAACGUGGUUGUGAAAGGGAGCAGAAACCAACAUCUUAUACAUGUGAAGAGGAAGCUGAGCUGCGCAAAGAAUUUGAGCUGAAAAGAAAUAAAUCCCAGAAAGCUAAACACCAGAAAGAAACCGGUCUAAAAGGAGAAUACUCCCUUCAGAAACUUCCGUACCACAAUAGGAUGCAGCAGAUGCAACCAGACGGGAUGCACACCUUUGCAGACUUUGUGAAUCAUGUUUUAGAAAUGUUGACUGGAAAACUGAGUUCAGAGAAAGUCUUACAUUGUGAACAUUCAUAUGCACGAUUUACAGACAUCGUAGCGGACGACGAGCAGCUGGAAAGUAGGCCAAAGAAAAAGAAGACUGACAAGACUCAAACUUCACGCCAAGACAGUUCACGAACAAUUCCAUGGGAACUUACAAAGAAGCAGAUUAAGGAAGCUGACAAGAGGGCCUGUGAAAUAGUAUACAGCCAAGCUAAUGGGAUUACACCUGGGCCACAUUUCUCCAAGCCCUGGACAUUGAGAACUAUGAGUUCCAAGUUACAGUUUGUGACUACUGGUGGGCUUCAGUGGUGUAUCAGAGGAUUUUUACCUCCAAAGCAAGAAGAAACUCUUUUCUUUGUAUUUGAUACCUUGAAGAGAGUUAUCUCCCCAUCCAUUCAUCAAGCAGCCAUUGAACAGUUGCAGAUUGAUGUUCAUCAUGCUCUGUGUCUAGUGGAGAGGGAUUUCCCACUGUCACUCCAGAAUUUGACUACACAUCUUAUACAUCACAUCGUGGAUGGUCUAGAAGAAUUUGGCCCAGUUUAUGGUCGUUGGCUGUUUCCCUACGAAAGGGCUAAUGGAUGGAUUAGCCGUCAAUGCUUGAGAAAAGGUGUCGAGGAAUCAACUGUGAUGGAAACAUAUGUAAUUUAUGACUGGUGUGUUCACAUGGUGUUGUCUCAACGCUUCAAGCCUUCCGAGAUAUUCAACUGUGACAACAAACUCACUCACCUUUCAGAGAAAAUUGCAUCUGAGUACAGCGAGUCCCCAACAUUGGAGCCGCAACCGUUGUCGCCGCCGCCACCAAUCAGCAACAAAACUCGGCAAUUGACUCCACAGAUGAGCCAACACAUGAUGACAUUCUACAAGUGCGCCCUGAACAUCAACAUCUUGAACUUUGAUGAAUUUGUGGUAGAAAAUGACAAAAGCUGUGACUUUGUGGACAUUAAUGGACGGUGUCAUAAAUUCAUUGCUAAGGGUUGUAAAAGAAGAAAGACUUCUAUUGUGAAAGUUCCUUGCUCAAAUGGGACCCAGUUCGGAGAAAUCCAUUCCUUUCUUCUGCAUCGUGUGAACAGAGCUACUCAUCAUUGGGUUGUGUUGGACAUAUUUCCCCUUGCUGACAACGAUAAAGGACAUUUUCAUUUCGAUUCAAUCACCGUGUGUCAGAGACUUGUCCACCUUAGUGCUGUAAGCAGACCUUUAGCACAUGUAAAGACAGCAGAGGGUGUCCUGUGGGUGUUGGAAGAAGGCUGACUUUGUGUGUUAUAUGACUGUCAAGAUCUGAGUUGAUACAUCAUAUAUGUAUGUGUUAUUAACAACUUAAGCUUCAAGUGUCUAAUGAUAUACUAUUGAAAUAUCUGUCAUGUUGUAGCAAGUAUGUGUUUGGACCUCACAGUCAUCUAUUUCCCUUUAUUUGUGUAUAUGAACAUAUAAACGUCCUGCAAGGCUAUUUUUGUACACUACAAUUUAUACACUAAUGUACCUAUUCUAUGAGCAUACAGCAAUAUGUCAUCAAAGAGUCCUUCCAUAAAGUCUAUUAAGGUGUUACUUUGUAUUAUUUAUUUCUACUUGGUUUGUAUUCUGUGAAAAAAAAUUCUUUCCGUCAUUCAAUAUAUCAGUAUUUUACCUUAAAUUAACAUGAUGUGAAGGAUGUUCAUUGAUUAGCUACCCGGUAAAUAUUUAUGAAGCAUGUAACAUAAUUUAUAUAAAUGAACAUGACUUUACUAUGA
Molecule: messenger RNA, 3125 nt
Organism: Saccostrea cuccullata (small rock oyster)
Lineage: Eukaryota; Metazoa; Mollusca; Bivalvia; Ostreida; Ostreidae
Exons: 4
Coding region: 208-2649 (813 amino acids)
Source: RefSeq, a predicted model, not a curated record